GAGGGGAUCAUCCUCUCUCCAUGUUUUUUAUAGUUACUCUUCCUAAUUGUCCUGCUGCUACCUCAUGCACCAGAUAUCCAAGAAAGCUGACAUGGUAAAGUUAUAUACAGCACUGCAGUGACCUCUUUGCAAUGAGGAUGCGUAUCUCUCCAAUAAAGCCCCAGACAAAAUGACAGUGACAGCUGCCUCGUGGCAUUCAGCUUGAAUGGAACAGGUUUGCUCAGAAGUGUCAGUCGCCAGCGUGUCAUGACAGCAUAUAGCACCAAGGAAAACAUCUUUAAGCCCCAUCCUGGAAAAGUGAAACUUCUUUCAGCAGCUGCAGAGGCUGUUUAGCAGGAAAGGUGCUCUUCAAAGUCUUUGCACUUCAUCUUGGGUUGAUCUUCUUUUAUGAACCUCCUGAAAGCUGAAACCUUUUGCCAGGUGUUAGUUGCAGAAGCCCAUAAAACAAAACCUCCCUCAGCAGAAGCAGCAAAGCUGGAGGUUUUAUGGGUGGAAGGAACUCCAAGAGCCAAGAGAAGAAAAGCACGAUGCUGUUGAAGAGGAAUCAGAAGCUACCCCUGUGGGAAGACGCUCUCCUCUCUGGGAAAGACCCAAGAGCACUCCUGAAGCGUGGACUGCAGUAUGUCAGCUUGAGCCUCAUCAUGAAAGGGAUGACAAGGACGCCUGACUUUUUGUGGGGAUUGCCACAGGUCCAGAAACUGAACCUCUCCCACAACCAGCUGGUGGUCCUUCCUCCUGCUUUGGCAAAACUUGACAGGCUGGUGGUGCUGAACCUGUGUGGGAAUCGCAUGAAGUCUCUGCCAAAAGAGAUUGGGCUACUCAGGAACCUGAAGGUUUUAUUUGUCAACAUGAAUUGCUUGACGGAAGUACCGGCUGAGCUCGGACACUGCAAGAAGCUGGAAGUGUUGAGCCUCUCUCACAACUGCAUCUCCCAUCUCCCUUCGAGCAUCACAGACCUGAUAAACCUGCGAAAGCUGAACCUCAGCAACAAUCGGUUCAUUUACAUUCCCCUAAGUGUUUUUGCGUUGCGGAAUUUAGAUUUUCUACAUGUAGGCUGCAACAAGCUUGAAAAUAUUGGAGACAGUAUCCAAUUUCUAGUCAACCUGCAGAUCUUGAUUGCUGAUUAUAACAAGAUUCGCAGCUUGCCAAGGUCUAUCUGCUCAGUCACUGCUCUUGAGCUGCUAAAUGUUGAUUACAAUUCAAUUCAGAUGCUUCCAGAUGAACUCUAUUUGCUGCGCCGAUUGCCAAAAAUUGCUUGGAAUCCAAUGGAUAAAGGGCUACACAUUGUGCACAACCCUUUGUCCAAGCCACUGCCACAGAUUAUAGAUGGAGGACUGAAUGCGCUCUACAGCUAUCUCAAAGAUAAAAACGAGCUCCCAUAAAUGUACACUUUGCUUGGGAUAGACCUGGUGUCCAUGUCUCAACUGAGUUCUUUAAUUUUUUUUGAUCAGUAGCUUUCACUGCACUCAUCAAGAGUUGGAGUAUGGUUGCAAUAUUUUUCCCCCUGAGCAAGUACAUUGACUUUAUACUGACUGUGCAAUGGAUGUAUUUUCCAAAUAGUAUGUAUCCUUGCAGUACUGAGGUAUCCUUUAGGAUGGCAGGGGGUGGGGAGGAACCCCAGGGAUUGACAUAUUUCUCUUUAUUUAGCUGUAAUCAGAUUAAUACAGAGCCAACAGCAGUUUCAGGCUUUUCCCACCUGUCAGACUGCAAUAACAUUAAUAUAAAGCAUAUUGAUGUAGUGUGAUAUGAUGGUCUUGUGAAAUUCAUUGGCACUUUAAACUCCUGUUUAGUGUCUUGUACCAAGUUGGGGCGGGGGGGAUGCUACAGAAAUCCUAACCACAAGAAGCUGAACUGAUUCCUUAGGAAGAAAGCUUGAUCUGGUUACAAAGCAAUGUGUUUUUGUUCCAUGACCUAUACCGCAUUAUCUGUUACUACAUUGUUGCUGUGGUUCAGCCCAAUUAAUUUUCCAGUGUGUUUGAUCCCAGACAAGAAAGUUGCUACCUAAAAAUAUAUUGUAGAAAGAGGUGGUGAAUAAAUCUUGCAGCCACUGAGAAAAAUGUCCAGAAUGGAAACGACUAGUACCUGAAAAUCUUGAAGCAGGGAUUAGGUAACGUACACCACAACAAGUACUUGAUGGAAUGUAUAGUUGCUUGUGAUGUGAGAAGUGUCAAUGGGCCUUGUGCAUGAGAACUGCACAGUUCUCUGCCCAGGUGUAUAGUAAUGGUGAGCCAAAUAGCUAUUUUUAUGAGUAGAAACCUUCUAAGUCAUUACUUGCCUCCUUUCCUAAAAUUUUGGCCUGGGCACAUAUCAUAUGAUGCCUGUCUGAGGUGGUUGUACCUAGUGUCCUUGUGGAAAUGUAUUUCAUGAAUGUUUUCUAAAGAAGCAAUAGGUAAAAAAAAGUCUACCAAAAUGCAGGGCUAUCCUCUCACCUAUUGUAUGGGCUAGGUCCCUAACUGCUAGGAAAAAUGGAAAAGGAAAAAUCUGGCAAUUGACCAGAACUUAUCUAUCUGGGACAGUUGUGAAUAUGAAUACAAGCUUUGGGUAUCUUUUAACUUUUAACUUCAUGACAGCUAUUUAAAAAAGAAAACCUUCACUUCAGAAGCAGGAAUUGGUAUCUGUGAAAUGCACUUUAAAAAAUGAUGUCGUCAGCAGCUUCUGCAGUUUCGGUGCACAAGAUGUAAUGAUGCAGAACGGGGUAUAUUGCCUGAGAAUGUUGUACUAAUGGAAUACCUCAAAAGUGAGCAGGCUGCCCAGAUUGUAGAGGAUGUAAACUUGAUUUGCAUCUCACUUUGGAGCUAUUUGUGAAGGGAAAUUCAGGAGUCCUAAAUAUACUUCUUCAGCAGUUUCUUGUUCCCUGGAUGCAAUUAAGGAGAAAGAGAAGGUAUAUGAGACUGAGGAAUAGUAUCUGCAAAAAAAGAAAGAAAGAAAAAGGUGUCGUGUAAUUAAUCAACUCAGGUUGCAACCCCUCUGCACACUUACUGGGGAAUAAGCUGCAUUGUACUCAGUGAUACUCACAUCAUACAUAGGAUUGAAUUGUCAAUGCCUGAUUAAUGUAAUAUACAAUACAAAAAUCCACUGGGUAUUUUGCUAUAUAUUUGGGGCACAAUGCCACCAAAUUCAGCACAUUGUAAAUCUGAUUGAUUUCAAAGUCAAAUAUUUCAUCACUGUCUCAUUGAAAUCAGUGGGGCUUAAAAUAGUUUAUCUUUGGUUGGGUUCCCUUAAUAUCUCCUUUACGUCUCUUGUUACAAAACAUAUAGAUCUGGAUGUAUUUGGGUUUUUAUGCCUCUGUAUCCUGAAAUAAACAUACAGUGAGCUAGUACAUUUAAUAUAUAGCAAAGGGAAAACACACACAAACUUGAAGGCUGAUGGACUGAGAAAUGGGUUGAGAAAACUCUUGAGUGUUUUGAUAGAGUUUCCUGGUAGCACUUAUGUCAGUGCAACAAAUGACAAUGAAGGUGGUGAGUCCUAUGGCAAACAAGCCCUGUGGGGCACAACUGAAGGAACUGGAUAUGUUCAGCAUGAAAAAGAGAAGUGUAAGGGGAAACAUGGCAGCAAAUACCUGAAGUGUUGCCACAUGGAAGAAGGCAAAGACUUGAGUUCUGCUGCCUGAAAGAGACAUAGCCAACUUAAUGGGCUUAUGUUGGGAUAGAAGAUUUUGGCUGAAGAGAAACUUAUUGAGAGUAAGAGCAAUUCAACAAUGGAACCAACUCUCUCUCUCUCUCUCUCUCUC
Molecule: messenger RNA, 3730 nt
Organism: Lacerta agilis (Sand lizard)
Lineage: Eukaryota; Metazoa; Chordata; Lepidosauria; Squamata; Lacertidae
Gene: LRRC30
Product: leucine rich repeat containing 30
Exons: 1
Coding region: 486-1382 (298 amino acids)
Molecular function (GO): protein binding
Source: RefSeq, a predicted model, not a curated record